Messenger RNA from Suillus paluster, 529 nucleotides. RefSeq lists its product as uncharacterized. The coding region runs from base 124 to 450 and encodes 108 amino acids. Lineage: Eukaryota; Fungi; Basidiomycota; Agaricomycetes; Boletales; Suillaceae. The transcript is spliced from 3 exons. The record is from RefSeq and is a predicted model, not a curated record.
GCUGCUUCCUCUACUUCGGUGGUCAAGACCUCCGCUAUAACGGGAUUACACUACUGUCCAACACAAUGGUCACGAAAUCCAACACACGCAUGUCAUCGUGCGGAUUUGAAUAUAAGUAGCUAGAUGGUGAAUGAGACAUUCUAUGGUAUGCACGCAUCCUACCUCGAGCAGAGCCAGCGUCUCAGCGAGAACCUCUCGUGGCGUCUUUGGCACCCGGAACAUUUAAUGGGCGACACCGACAAUGCUAAGUCAAAACACGAAUUCGAGAAACUCUCAACGAACAUGGGUGAUAAUCUCGACAAAGAGAAGGGUCGCGCUAUCGAAUCUCUUGAAGCACCGGACUUCAAGCGUAACACUUCUACUGACUUGAUUCAACAACGUGCUGUAGAAUGCGAGCGCUCUAGCGAGGCCUCACAGAAUGCCUGUCGCGGCAUGAUUAAACACAUGUGAUUCACCUUAAGUCCCUGCUCUUUCCCUGCUACUUCCUCUUCUUCAUACACCUUCUCCGGCGAAGGCUCCACCGCUACCG